UCGAGAGGAUCGAUGCUGCCUGGCUCACACGCGUCGGUGUUUCAAUUCGAAAAGUCGAAUACAGUCGUGCGCAGUGAUUUUCGAUAGAAUUAACCGAGUAGUGAAGUGAAUUCGGUAGUGACACGUAUCUCCAUUUGUGCAAUUACUUGUCGGAUGUUUCACGUGGACCUACUGCAAUCUGCUGGAGUUUAACUAAGCACGUCACCUCGUAUGUCUGAGAAUUAAUUUUCAAAUUAGUCGCAGGAUUAUAAACGAACAAUUGUCGAAGUAACAAAAGUCGCCAAGAAUUGACCUUGUCACCGAGUUUCAUAAUCUCCAAGCUGUGCAAAGAUACGAUCAAUAUCGCGCUUUAUCGCGGUAACAGUGCAUAAUCUCGGUGGUGCAACGUAGUGCGAGAUUCUCUUUGAAGUGCUAUAUACAAGGGGCUGCAAUUACCUCCGCGCGAUCCGCGACGUCGCUGCCAGUCCGCUUCGCAGGAUGCGAUUAACGGGGCGAUUCGCCGUUACAGCACUGUGAAAUUCGCGGCGCGCCGAGCGAUCGGGAAAAUAGAGCAAUAGGUGCAAAAAUAGAGACUAUCAAUCGGAGAAAUCGGCCGCGAGAUUACCGGCGAUUGGUGUCUCGCGAGGAAAACGCAAUCGAUGUACCGCGAUGUACCAUCCUUGUAAAUUGCUGGCGCUCUCGUUGCGCGAUAACGGCACUCGGCUGCCCGCGGUAUAGCGGCUCGCAAAAAACCUCGACGGAAACGCGAAAUUACAUCUGCGCUCUAAUUGGACACGAUAUCACUGCGAUUCGAAGAAAUUUAGAAAUUUUAUAAACGUUAUUGCAGUGAACAUUAUCGUGCAGUUAAGUGCGGUGUACAUCUUUGGAUACACAAAUAAAACAAUAAUGCAACGGAUAAUUAUGAUGCCUCUCAGUCUUAAUUAUGACGAGUGUGACUAAAGAAAAUUUCAUAUCGUGUUAUAGAAUGUUUCUAAUGUAAAGGGAACAUUUUUUUCGCAAAGUUGGAGUUUCCCGCGCGACGUACAUAUAUCGACAUGGAGUUUAUUGCAAUUUCCACGUGGUGACUCGCGCUGUGAAUUUCCGUCGACCGGCUCGACUAGCAAUACAAUGUUACGCGUCUGUUGUGGUGAAUUUUGUGGCACUUCAAACGACAGUUUCCGCCGCAGAGUAAUAGUUUCGCAGCUCGCUGUAGCUACGGAUUGUUUCUGCACCGAGAACUUUGCGUCGCAGCACGCUGCGUUCCGAUAAUUUGCUACGAUAAUGUCCGCUGACAGAAACUUGCUGCAAAACCAAAACCUGAGGUUCGUGAAUUUACGGCUGAUUGACCAGCGAUAAACAGUAUCCGAUGCCCGUCGCAAGAAGUUGCGAUGCGAUUAUCGGGCCGCUAAGUUUUUCAGCAAGUUUGAGAACGUUUUGAAGCAGGAAAUCGGAGAUAAGAGCAAACUUAUCGUUAAAGUGCCUGAUAAUUUACUGGAAAAAUUGUCGUAUUUAUUUUUGCCAAGUAACUUUUAACGAGUCAUCGAAUCGCCAUCCAGGAUAAUUAAUGUGAACAGUUAAAAGUUACGUUGAAAGUUAUCGCUUCCGUCUGUCCCGAUCGUAUCGCGCUUACCACAUCGAUGCAACGAGAACCGAAGCAAAUCCGUAUUAUUUCUACGCUGCAUCGCGCUGCAUCGCGUGAGCGAGUAAGACACACGGGAUUCUUUUCCACGAACUGCUUUUUCGGGAAUUCAUCGUUUCGCGCGUGAAUCUGCCGUGCAACCUCACCGAGCGAUAAUCUGUGUCUUCGCGGAAAUCGGAGCGUUGAAAACCGCACAGCUGUAUACGAGAACGCGUUUACGUCGAAGGACGCUGCGAGAAGUUAUUCUCUGCGUUGCGAAUCGCGCUACACCUUUGCGGAUCCGAGAACAGGGGGACCUUGGGCGCACCGCGCUGCACAUGGAAGAAGGCCGCAUCGAGCGCUGCGAAAGGCGCGAUUCAAGCGCGGAUGCAUCGCAGACGCGACGGAAUUCAACGAGUUCGUCGUCACGGGAAUUUAUCCGGAGUGCAACGAGCAAUGAUGCAGUCGUCAAAACGAGUUCGCGAUACGGAGUCGCAGCGUGCGGAAGAGAGAUAGACGAAUAGGUGGAUGCAAUCGUCCUGUUGAUGUCGUGCGACGAUUGACGGCGCGGAGAUGUUUCUCGGUUAAUGCCGGUUGCCCGGCACGGAAUUGCACCACGUCAAUGCGUGACCUGGAAUCAUUCGGAUAACGCAGCCGCGGUCGAUUAUCGGGGAUAACAGCGGCUGCCCCUCGGCGAGGCAGAAGAAUCUGGUGUCUCCAAUCAUUACCCUAAUCUUUUCGAUAAGAUAUGAUUAAAAUGCUGCCAUACGACGGAAAAUGAGUGAUGAAAUAAUUUCGAAAUCCCACAACGACAACAACAGUCUCUUCGCCGACGAGGAUGCGCCCGAAACGGGCGGCGGCGCUUCUCGUCUGGUUGCUUCAUGGAUCACGUCGAGAGGGCUGACGAACGCCGAGACGGUAGACACGUGCUCACGGAACGUGCAGAGCUUCACGACCUUCCGCGUUUCCGGUUUGCCAAGGCGGGAAUUGCUGGCGCCCAACGACGACAGGAUGCUCAAUCAUCAGCGUGAGUCGACCGAGCAACGUCACGCGCGACAAUUGUCUGCCCCGAAGAACGACCAGAGCGAAGGGGCCGGCAGCGCCCUGCGGCGCUACGAGAACGCGGUGCUCAGGUACCAGAAGCCAAAGGCGAGACCUAAGCGACAGAUCAGCCGGGAGCGUCGACAACAGCAGCGCAGCAAUUACUCCAGCAGCGACGAGAGCGUCGCGAGACACAAGUCGAAGAGCACCAGUUCGAUCGACACGCAGUCGGUGAACAAUAUUCUGGACGAGUACGAGGAUCUGGACUAUCGCAGAUCAUCGGAUCUCAGCGACGUUGGCAGUAUCAGUGUGGGCAACUUUGAAGCGGUGAUGAUGGAUCAACAAAAGCGACAGCAACAAGGAAAAUCGAAACUUUCCGGCGCGAAGGUUCUGGCUAAAUCCAUUCCGACGAGAGAGAAAGUUCAACCGGUACUAAAGGUGAACCAGCAGACUCAGGUGAGACAGCGUUCGCGGGACAGACAGAAGGAUUCUAGCAAAGGACAGCAGCAAGAUACUUGUGUCUCGUCGUCGGUGAUGACGGACGCGAUCGAGAGCGGUCGCUCGAGGAUGCCGGAAGUGCUGCUGCGCAAGGGCGAGGUUCAAAAACGAGUGGACGAGUGGCUGAGCCAAGCGCACAGCCAGAACUUUCCGCUACCGCGAGAAAAACCGUUGACGAGAUCCAACAGUAGUGCCGAAAAAAGCCAGCGUAGAUAUCGGCAGGAUUCGCGGGUCAGAUCGAUCGACGAAGCGCGAAACAGACUGAAUGGAGGCACCUCGUCGAGCUACGACGAUCUGACUCGUGUGGAGCGCAAGAUCGAGCGCAGCAGGCUGGAAAAAAUUAACGUCGGCGUGAACACCGGCAGAAGCGCAUACAAAGAGUACCUGACGGUCAAGAGCAAAGUCAAACAGCAGGAUUACGGCGGCUACGGCGCUCAGCCGAGUGUCGCAUCUUCGAGAUCCGGCGACUCCAGUCCGGCGUCCAGGAUUCCGCAGAGAGGACCGCUCGGUUCGAGUUUCAGAUCUCGACGCGCCGAGACGAAUCCCGAGGAGAGAGGCACGACCGAAAGUAGAAUCGCGAAUUUGGCGAGGGCGAGAUACGAGUUUAAUCACAACAGAGCAAUCGUUAAUAGCUCGAAAGUGGCCGAAGUGUCUACUGUUGCGACUUCAACGACGACGACGGCAACGACAACAACGUCAAUUAUACCCGGCAGGAGACCGUCGCUGAAGCGUUCAGGCAACGGCGCUGAUCAGAACUGCGCCGCGGUGCGCUCACUCGUUAAGGAGGAGACAACGGACGCGCGCUCGCCGCGCGGGACGGGCGGCCCGUCGAAGGGCCCGCUGUCGGCCGGCGUUGGCCUUGGUGACCAAGGCGACCCGAUCUCACCAAAUAAGGACGGAGAAAGUAGGCGGCCGGCUGUUACGGCGACUGGACCAACGCCGCGGCCCGCCGAUAAAGCGGUCGAGACGGCUUGUAAAUCGAUGGAAGCGCCGGCGAGAUGCGCCGCUGUCGGCCAUCCUCGGGAUGUCUUGUCGAGGAUCGCGGAAUCGGGAAGCGAGUCGCGACGUCGAUUUCAAGUUUCAAGUGACAUCCGAAGAGAGUACAGAUCGCACGAUCAGUUGCGACAGGAGCAGCCGAUCUACGGUUUACCUGUUGGCGCACGAGUGCGGGCUCUUCAAGGUCAGGCGGAGUCGCGCGGCCCGAGAAUCAGGUGUCAUCAAGCUGGAGAAAUAUCGAUGGAAGCUAGAAAACCGCCGGCGGUGCUGCCGCGUAAGGAUUUCGGCGCGUCUUCUUCGCAAGAUACCGGAUCGCAGGAACAAGUGAAAGCGCCGAUCGGCGCGCCUUCGUCGAGUUUCAAGCCGAACAAUCGUGCUUACACCGCGACGAGCGGUUCGCAGCAGCAACAGCAGCUGAAUGAGCAGAAUGCUGCGAGGUCCAAGGUCGUAGCCUGCGAGGCUCCCCCGCCCGGUAGAAUCGCGCGUUACGCUUCGCCGGAUCAUGUGGAGAGAAUUUACGAGCGCAGUUUGCAACCGCAGGUGAUCCAUGCGAACGAUCUCGAAUCGAUUCUCCGACCUUCUCUGCAGGUGUCUCCUUAUGGCGAAAAAGUCGGCGUUCCCAGAUCGGAUCGAGAAUCGCUCGUCAAAGAGACGUCGACGGCACUCGAGAACGAACCGUUCGCAAUCGGCGAGUCACGGCAUGAGCAUCUCGAGACUAUCGAAGAAGACGAUCGGAAGAGCGAGAGCUCGGUCUGCAAGUAUCCGGAGAUCGGUUUGAAGCAAUGUUUAAAGGUGCAGCAGAGUUUACCAAAUAGCAGAUCGAAAGAAUCAGUGGACAAAAGAAAAGACGAUUCGUCGAUUUACGCCAAGUGGGAUCAACAGCAGCAGCAGAUUGUCCUUAAUGAGCCCGCGAAGACCUUCGCUACGUUCCAAUCGAUAUCACCUUGUCCGACUAACGUCAAGCCAAGCGUUCAGCCUCGAUCUACGGAAGUGAAAGAAUCCAAAGGUUAUGACGAGGUCAAGCAGAAUCGAAACGAGCCAGCGACAAUCCUCGAAAAUUUUGCGAUCAACGAGGACGCGUUACAGGAAGAUCAAGGUCAACUCAUUGCAAUCCACUCACGAGAAAACAGUAAUCUAUCGACCGCCACGAUUCCCGUCGAUGAACUAGAGAAUCAGCGAGGCUCAAGAUUCAGGACUGGGAACGAUCCGCUUCGGAAUAGAUUUCAGUUCAAUGAAAAGUCGCAUGACCGCGCGAUUGAGGAAACGACGAAGGACGUCGAUGGUGCGGUAGUGAAUGAAGUUCUCGUGAAGAAUCUGCAGUUCGAGCAGGAUCUGCCGAAAAAUUCAAUUGAGCAAACGAAAGUGGAUAACGUUCAACAUGUGAAUUUUCGUAAUGUUCUGUGCGACGAUUACGAGAAGUUGAAGAACAAGAAGAUGUACAUGACGAAGGAAGAAAUGGAUCACCAGAGAUUAAUAGACAUGUUGAAGAAAGGAGACUUCGAGAUGCUGAAAAUGGAACUGGAGAGGAGUUACACCCUCUCGACCCCGGGAGGCAGCAGCCCCGUUUGUUGUCCGCCUUGCAGCCCGCCGCCCGCGCCGGCCGCAUACAUAUCGAACGCGCGCGCGUCCUCGCGUAGACUCGGCGCCGGAAGUGGCCCCGGUGGGCCCACAUCUCCGGAAAGGGAUCCCCUGGGAAGACUGUUAAGAUUCCUGAAGACCUUCUACAGGGAGCUGGGCACUCGUGACCCACCCCAUUUACCGCCAUGGGCGUCCCCGCUGCCGCUCGGCACCCUCUGCCCGGCGCACUUUCAGCCGCAUCUGCAGCUAGUGCACAAGAGUGAGCAGGAGCAUCGCCUCGAGAACAUCAAGCCCGACCAGAUCUUCGCUCCUAUCAGGUUAAGCGACGGCACGGUGUCCGAGGCGCCGCGACGCGUCGCCGUCGAAGGUGGCCCCGGGAGCGGGCGGACCACACUCUGUCUACGACUACUGCAUCAAUGGGCGACUCAGAGCGACGGUCCCGCUCUGGCCUUUAUCGUGCCGCUGCGCGAGCUUCGCGGCAGUCCCGUCCUGAAUUAUCUGGCGCGAGAAUUAUUCCCGCGAACGGCCGCAUUGGGCGAUGCGGUCUCCCAGGUGUGGCGCACUUUACACCUCAUGGAAGACCGCGUGCUCUUCGUUCUGGACGGCUACGACGAGUGUGUGGGUGGCCGGGCGUCGCUCGGCGAUGCAGCCGAUUUAUUGGAGGGUCGACUAUUUCCAGACGCCAGAAUUUUGGUCACAUGCUCGCCCAGCAAUUCGACCGUCCUCGCGCCUUUGGUCCAGCGCAGGAUUCAUCUGGCCGGCCUCGAGUGGCCGCAUGUAGAGCGGCUCUGCGUGGCUUAUUUCAUUCACAACGACAUCGCCGAGAAAGCCUGCGAGUUCCUUGAGGCGCUAAAUGUGCAACCGCAGUCUGUCAGGCAGCUUGGCCAGCAUCCGCUCGGCUGGAUAAUGCUUUGCUGCUUGUAUCAGGAUUCCGGAAGUCUGCCGACCGAGACAAGCGCUCUCGUGCAAGCGGCAGUAAAGUGCAUCGUGAAGAGGAGCUUAGAUCCGCCGAUCCCUUAUAACGAGGAAAUCCCGGGUCACUGCAGAAAGCGUCUCGAGGACUUCGGCAAGGUGUCUCUGGCUGCGUUACGAGAGAGCAGGUGCUGUUACACGGAAGCCGAGCUGAGAGCGCGCGGUGGCGGCAUCGAGGUCACCCGGCUUGGUUUUUUGACACGCGGAUUGACAUUCGGUCAACGACGUAAACCCGAUCUUUACACGCCUAUUCACAUGGCAGUGGCUGAGUUCCUGGCUGCAUACUAUCUCACCUCAGUGGCGCAGUACGCCAACAUUCUGCGCCGCGAGUUGGAGGGUCUGCCGCCAGGCAUCAUUGGCCACUUGGCGGGUCUGCUCGGCCCGAAGACACAUCUAAUUCUGAACCAAUUGUGCCCGCUGGAGGUGCCACCCAGAGCUGUAUUCUCAUUGUUGAAAGCGGCCGGCGCAUCCGACGGCAACAUUUCGGCGGUCUGCCGGCUGGUCGGCGCGGGCUCCGGCUUCGGGCCCGCGCCCAAUGAACGGCCUCCGGCCCCGCUGGUACACACGUCUCCCCUCGAACUGGAAGGAUGGGCUAGGAUUCUCGAGAGUGCAGCGUGCACGCUCGAAGCGCUUGAGGUAGUGUUUCAGGUGGAGAGAGGAUCCGAUCCAAGGUAUCUGGACGACUUCUUCGACGCGCUCGCCGGCAACGAAAGUGUCAAACUCGUCCGGAUCACGUCUCUUCUGGGGCAGGAGUUUCCAGCGGAUGAAGCGCAGCGAUUGGCCGGACACCUGAAGAGCGUGCUCGGCAAGAAGAAGCUCAACGACUUCGAGCUCGUCAUCACGUGUCUCGAGGAAGCGGCCCACGAUAGACUGGAGUGCGUGGUGAACGCUCUUUGUCGCGGCUUGAGUCACGCCUCCGGCAGCCUGUCGCGUCUGGUGCUCGACAUGAAUCUGUCCGGCGAGCAAGUAUCCCGGGUCUGCGAAGCUCUACGCGGCUGCAUUCAAGUGCAGGCGCUGCACUUGCCCCAUUUAGGCUGUGGAUGCGAGGGCCUAGCCUCGGUGGCCGAGCUGCUGAAGGAGCGGCCGCUGCUAGCACUCAACCUGGCUGGGAGCUGGGGCGCCAAGAACGAGGAUCCGUCCAGCUCUGGCAUCAGUAUGGGUUCAGGUUCCGGUUCUGGCAGCAGCGGCUGCGCCUCCAGCACUCUCGGCACCCUGCCGCUGAAUCGCUGCUACUCGUCCUUACCCAGAGGCGCGUUGGCAGCCUAUGGCAGUCUUACACGACCCGCCACUCUGCCACGUCUUCCUCUGGGUUUGGGCCUGGGCCCGACGCCCGGUACCGGCAACGGGCCGCUGCCACAAAAUGAUCGGGAUCGAGAUAGCAACGGCAGCAGCAAGCGAAACAGCGACAGCGUGCUUUGCCACCGGCUACCCCUGUUGCAUCCUCUGCCCACCUGCGACGUCGCCAGCCACCAGGGCACCGGCUUUCAUGAGAUAUUCAACGCCAUUAGAGAACCAAAUUGCAAGCUGAGAUCUCUCAAUGUGUCUAAGUGUCUCCUGGGCGGCCUAGAUGCCGGCUGUUUAGGCGAGACCAUCAGAAGAGCUCGUAAUUUGGACGCUCUAAGGGCCGCCGGAGCGUCGAGGCCAGCCGACGUGAUGCCGCUGGUGCUAGCUCUGACGGAAGCGCCUUGUCUCCAGCUGCUGGAUCUAUCCAGCCCUCGGUUGGCCCUGGACGAUCAUCCCUCGAGACUAUUAUGCCACGCUCUGGCCAGGAAUACAACCCUCAAACUGCUCAGUCUGGAGGGAUGGACCUUUCGGAUAGAGGAAUCCGACAGUCUGGCAGUGUUCUCCGAGCUGCUGAGGUAUACAAGCGUGCGUGAACUGAGUCUGUGCAACGCACGUCUGCAUUUGGCAGUACACGAGGGUCCUUUGUCGAGACUGGGACGUCGCGACGAUGCCGGCGCCGAGCUUCUCCGAGCCGCACCGCCUCCAGCCUGUCCCGCAAUUGUCUUCCUGAGACUAGCCGGAUUCCAGGUGACAGUGAACGAUCGUCUGGCGCUGCGCGGACCAUUGCUACUGCCGUUCCUGGCGGGCUUUACGUCAUUGAGCGAGCUCGAUCUGUCGCUAGACAAGUCGACGAUCGGCGGCAGCAGCGGCUCGCUGCUCUUCAUCGACGACAAGAUCCUGCAGCAGUUCUUCUGCUGCUUGGCGGCGCACUUUCGCGGCUUACAGUCGCUUCGCAUCAACUUCUGGCGUAUCACAUUGGAGGACAGCGACCGGACGAUGCGGCAGAUCGCCAAAUAUCUCAAGCUUUGCGGCCUGAGCUUCCUCAGGGCGAACGGCUUGAUCGUCACCGACAGCGCCAAGCGGGUGCAAAUGGAGCACGUAUUCGUGCAAACGGUGCUCACGCAUCUGCAGUGCCUCACCUGGCUGUGCCUGGACGGCGUAGAGCUCACCGAGACGCAGGCCACCAGCAUCGGUAAAUGCGUGCGCGAUCGUUAUCCUGGCACUUCUUUGGAGAUCAGCGCCAAGGACGUGCACGUCAGAUCGGUCAAGGCGCUGGUGACCGCGGCCGAGGAAGGCGGCCGGACGGAGGUGGUGUACACCGGCGGCUCCAACUGUCGUCUGAAGAUCACGAAGGUGCAGAAGAGCGGCCGGAACAAGAAGAAAUGAAGAGAUCGCGAGCGAUUAUUUAGAGAACUAUCUUGGAAUAGUUUGCCGCGAGGCAAAGAGGAACGACGGAUCGAACGACCGAGAUGGAUUGGGUCUCUUCACGGAUGAGACUGCGGAAUCGGAAGAAAAAGAGAAAGCGAAGAAAAAAAAAGAAUAGAGUCGAUGGAUCUGCGCUGGGGAAGAAGCGAGCGAAAUCCGGAGAUUUCGAAGAGAUUAGAUAAGAUGGAGAUAUAAUGUAGAUUUCGUAGAAGAGAGUAUCGGAGAGUAUAUCGAGCGAGCAUCGAUUUCAGCUGCGCGAGGCGCGUAUAGGACGAAGAUGCAUGGGUGGAGGAGCGAGUUUUUAAUUUAGUGGAUUUUCGUCCUACUGUGAUUUCGUUUCUUGCGCGUCGGCGCGCUCACCUACGAUAUAAACUCUAGAUUAUAGCGAUUAUUAGCCCUCGAGAACGAUUCACGGAGACAGCGAAAAGUACGCGCAUCUAACGCCUUCGAGAAAUUAAUCGAAAUAGCUGUUUGAGAAAUUUUUCACUAUUCUAACGGAAUGGAUAUCACUCUUCGUCAAUGUCGAAAUCGUUUAAAUCGUACGAUGCCGAAUGGCGAAAACAUUGAUUUAAAGAUUUGAUUUAAAGAUUUAAAAAAAACAUUAAAUACAGAGACUGUAAUAUUAUUCACACGUGAACAAAAUUGUAAAAUAC
Linepithema humile (Argentine ant) is the source of this 10044-nucleotide messenger RNA. NCBI's taxonomy places the organism in Eukaryota, Metazoa, Arthropoda, Insecta, Hymenoptera, Formicidae. The record is from RefSeq and is a predicted model, not a curated record.